Theileria equi strain WA is the source of this 2988-nucleotide messenger RNA. RefSeq lists its product as hypothetical. Gene Ontology annotation, biological process: endoplasmic reticulum to Golgi vesicle-mediated transport; intra-Golgi vesicle-mediated transport; intracellular protein transport. Gene Ontology annotation, molecular function: structural molecule activity. The record is from RefSeq and is a predicted model, not a curated record. NCBI's taxonomy places the organism in Eukaryota, Apicomplexa, Aconoidasida, Piroplasmida, Theileriidae. Gene Ontology annotation, cellular component: cytoplasm; COPI vesicle coat. The transcript has 5 exons. The coding region runs from base 1 to 2958 and encodes 985 amino acids.
AUGGUUGCAUCAGCACAGUGUUCAGACUCUGAACAUCUAUGUUCGAUAUAUAUCGACAUAGAUAUUCCUAUGGACAACACAUUAGCAUCGAUUAAAAAGAAAUUAGAAGAUAAUAGUAAUUCUAAAAAGGUUGCAGCUUUGGAACAAAUUAUACUUCUGCUUCUGCGCGGCGAGGAUGUAUCGUCUCUAUUGAUGUCAAUCAUACGCUUUGCUGUUCCAUCUAACCAUCACCGUCUGAAAAAAUUAGUCCAUUUAUUCUUUCAAAUCUUUGACAUGUGUAAACCAGAUGGCACUGUUAGAGACGAACUUAUACUCGUAUGCAAUGCAUUAAGGAAUGAUCUGUGCUCACCAAAUGAGUUUGUUAGGGGAUCUGUGUUGAGACUUCUAUCAAAAAUAAGACACCUGAACCUAAUACAACCAUUGGUUCCAUCAAUUAUUGAUAACAUUAAACAUCAUGAACCAUAUGUUUACAGAAAUGCUCUACUCUGUUUAACAAGUAUUGCUGAAAAUUUUGGUUCCGACCUUGUAUUGGCUUCCUUCAAUCACAUUGAAGCUUUUAUCACAACUUGUGACGAUGUUUCUGGGAUAUUGAGAUGCUACGAAUUAUUGGAAGUUUGCGAUAUUUCUAUGUGUGUACAAUACAUAUUGGGUAUGGAGAACAUGUUACUAAAUUUGUCUCCAGUUGUUCAUCUGGCUAUACUAUCAUCAUUUUUUAGCCUAAGUAAUAUAAACGAACAAAUAAAGGAACUGAUGAUGAGGGUGUUUAUUAUGAUACUGGAAAAUUCCAACGAUAAUUCAGUGCUUUUUUCUGGGUCAGAUAUUAUUGUUCGCAUGAGUGUUACACCUUUACACGUUCGCAAGGUUGCAGCAAAAUCACUGGUAAAGAUAUUAUUAAAUGAGUCAGAUUUAAAUGUGAAGUUAAUUGUAAUUUCAAAACUACGUGGAUUAUACACAAAAUCAUCGCUGGCCAAUGAUGCACCAAAUGUAUUAGAAGAUCAUGUUAUGGAUUUGAUAAGAGGGCUGACCUGUACCAAUUUCCAUGUAACAUACGGCUUGCUGUCAUUGGUUUUGCGUUCACUUAAUAGGCAAAAUGUUAGCGAACUUCUUUCUUGCUUUAAGCGCGAAUUCAUAAAGAUUGAUGAUUCAUCAAUUUAUACCGUGGAUCAAACCUCAAAAUAUCGUAUUAUAUUAAUAAAGGCCAUUCAUCAUACCUGUGGAGUUUAUCCUGAACACAGUAGUAUUGUUUAUGACACAUUGCUAUCGUUUUUAUCUCAUAAUCACGUUCAAACAGCUAUAGAUAUCGCCUUGUUUUUUAAGCAAUUGACGGAACUAUUGCCACAACUGAGGGAAAUAACUAUUAGAAAACUCUUGCAAGUACUUGAUACAAUUCCUCACACGGAUGUAUUAUCAAUCUGUUUCUGGAUAAUUGGUGAAUUCUCUGCCGAAAAAGAGUUAGCCUCGUUUUCUUGUAAUUAUAUCUACGAUAUACUAUCGCCAUUCCCAAUUGUAAGCAACCUACAGGCUAUAAAUUCAAUUGAUGAAUCUGUUAGUCAAGUAGUCACUCCCUCUAUAACGACAACUACUGUAAUAUUAGAAGAUGGUACAUAUGGUACAGAAAUUUUGAGUGUUGAUGCAAAUAAUGCAAAUGACAAUAUGCGCCGUGUUCUGAUCGACAAAUCCGAUCCACUUCUGUAUAAUUCAAUAGGGCAUUCUCUACUAAAGAUGGCGUUAAGAUGCAACGAUAAGGAUAUUGUAGCAAAGAUUGCCUUGAUCGUAGGGAACUUGACACAACUAUUGCAAUCACCUACUAAUCUGCAGGUUUACUCGUUAAAACGACUCAAAACUAUAUUAACAUUGUUGGUUGGCUUGUUAAAAGACAAUGAAAAGUAUGCCAAACUAUCUUUGAAAUAUAUUGACUUGUCUAAAUCUGGCUCAAAGGUUUCUUCAGUUACAGCACAACAUGUUACAGACUUUGAUCUUGAUAUAAGUUUCCCAUCUAUAUUUACUUCCACAUGUAGCAAGGAUGAUGACUGGAUCAUCGAUGACGCUAUAUACAAUGAACAGAUUAAUAUAUUAAAUGAUUUUGAUAUUGAUGAACUCACGCUUCCUUCUAUAACUACAAUCCAAGACAAAUCAUCUUUGGAUACCUACAGAAACAUUCACCAAUUUACAUCAAUCUCUGACCCAUUAUAUGUCGAGGGUAUGUCGAAAAUAAUAGGGACAAAAAUGUACAUUACUAUAUUGAUAGAAAAUAUGAGCAAAGAACUGUUGCAAAACGUUACCGUUGAAUUGUCCACUGGGGACAAUUUGGAAAAACUAUCACCAAUACCAGUACUAACAUUACCGUCCGGUGGCAGUAGUGUUAUUGAGGUAAAUUUUAGAAUAAAGUGCAGUGAAGAUGAUGCGAUAUUUGGAUAUGUCUACUUCAACAAGUCCAAAUCCUCGUUGCAAGAUUGCUUACCAUUUAAUCCAAUGCGCAUUUCAAUGUACGACUACAUUGUACCCAGCUUUAUUUCACCAUCUGUAUUCCGCAGCUACUGGGCUGACUUCGAGUGGGAACACAAAAUAAAGCUACAUCCAAUAUCUCAUAAACCACUGGAACUAUUAUAUAAAGUGCUUGAGGCCACACACAUGACAGUUGUUGGUCACAUACCUCCAUCACACAUUCAGAAUUCGUUUGGAUCAAAUUCUUUCAACAAUCAGGAGUAUUUUACGCAAUACAUCAACUAUCUUUCGGCAUUGCCCGAGAUUGCCGCGUUAGCGGACGACUCUUCUUUCUUCGCAGUGAAUCUAUUCGUGAAAACAAUAUACGGUGAAGAAGCUCUAGCUAAUCUUAGCAUAGUAAGAAAGGACCAAGAUGUAUACUCGGGAUGUUUUAGAAUCCGCAGUAGAACACAAAAUGUUGCCCUUGGCUUGGGUGAUCGCAUUGCUAUUGUACAACGCGCCAUUGCCAUUUAACAUGACGACACAUAAAUUUUAAAGACAAUC